AAUUUAUUUCAAUCGAAAAUUUUGUACUGCUAUUUGACGUAACAAAUAUUUUGUUUCAAUCUGAACAAAAAUUGUUGACCUUAACCUCAGUGGACUGAUAGCUCCAACAGAAUACUGACACAAAAUCUAGAAAACACAUUAAUUUCGCCUUAAUCAAAUCUUGGCUUUCAUUGAAAAUCAAAUGGAUUCAGUUCAAUAUUGUAUAUGAAAUUUAAAGCAUGCCAAAUUUUACGCAACUAAUUUUACUUUCAUUUGCCAUUUUCCUCACAAGCCUAGGGGCGACCCAUGGAAAUGUUGUAUUUCGAUUUGGUUUCAAUUUCGGCAUCGAUUCUGGUGAGACAUUACUCAAAAGUGAUCUACAAAUCGGUGAUGGAUCGAUCAAGUUUUUCAAGAGUACAUCUCAAACGGAAACAUCCACUACAGAAGCCCCGCAUUUCAUGAAUGACAUUUGGUCGCAGCAGAGCAAAUUAAAUGUCACAGCCAAUGACAAAUUUCAAAAAUCGCGAGAUGCUGUGACGCACUUAAGAAACGAUCUGUCCGAUGUCGUUGGACGCAGUGAUUAUCUGGCAGCUCAGGUCAAGUUGAUGACCCGUUAUCUGAACAAAGCCAAUAUUGCCUUGGAAACGAGUGCAGCCAAUCGUUUUCGAAUUCUACAGGAUUUUGUCCAGCUUGUUGAUGAAUUGAAAACUCCGCCCGGUGAUGAUGUUGGCGGCGAACGUUCCUUAGAUUAUGCUGUUAUGAAAAUGGCACUGGACAAACAUCGCUUGGUCGAAUUACAAAAUGAAAUCGUGGUGGACGUUCUGCAGGCUAUGCAGGCAUGGCAGGAUUUUGUGAAGAACAAAAUGAUUGAAGUAUCAACUGUUUAAGAACAUAACUAAAUAAACAAUAAAUGUAUAGAUAUUA
Messenger RNA from Musca domestica (house fly), 903 nucleotides. RefSeq lists its product as uncharacterized. NCBI's taxonomy places the organism in Eukaryota, Metazoa, Arthropoda, Insecta, Diptera, Muscidae. The transcript has 2 exons. The record is from RefSeq and is a predicted model, not a curated record. Bases 219 to 866 code for a protein of 215 amino acids.